AUGGAGGCACCCGCCCCUAGUAAUAAAAAGGAGUUGCAACGCCUCACCAGAAAGCUCGUCACAUUAGGACAUUUCAUAGCCCAAUUCACAAACAAACUGCGUCCUUUCUUUCUGGUAUUAAGGAAGGCUAACGCGACUGGAUGGACGAAUAACUGCCAGAGUGAGUUUGAAAAAAUCAAACAGUACCUUACGCAACCACCCAUCCUGAGCACCCCUCAGCCUAGAGAGUGGCUGUACAUGUAUUUAGCGGUAUCUGAUUGGGCGGUUAGCGCUGUCUUGUUUCGUUGUCCAUCAUGCAAAGAACAGAAGCAUGUUUAUUAUAUCAGUAGAACGAUGGCCGAUGCAGAAACAAGAUAUUCAAAUAUAGAACAAACUGUGUUAGCCUUGCGAAGCGUCGCCCAAAAGCUUCGCCCAUAUUUCCAAGCUCACCUAAUAGUCGUGCUUACCGACCAACCCCUCCGAAGCAUCCUGCACAAGUCGAAUAUGUCUGGAAGGAUGCUGCAAUGGGUCAUAGAGUUGAGCGAGUAUGGAAUUGAAUACCAGCCUAGGUUGUCCAUGAAAGGGCAAGUCAUGGCUGACUUUGUGGCCAUCCAGCUCGGAUUCCCCGCAUCAAACAACGAAGCCGAGUACGAAGUCAUUCUAUCCGGAUUGGACCUCACACUCACACUAUCCGUCUCUAAGCUCAUAAUCUACAAUGAUUCUCAACUCAUUGUGGGACAUAUGCAAAAAGAAUAUGGAGCCAAAGACGAACGCAUGUCCCAAUACCUGACAAAAGUGCGGGGCACCCUACAGCAAUUGGACGAGUGGACUAUCGAAAAAGUCCACCGGGCAGACAACGUACGGGGUGAUGCAUUGGCAAGGAUAACUGUCUCGCUUCCCAUCAAAGAAGCCAUGUUGCUACCCAUAUAUGUGCAGGCUAAUCCCUCCAUCGUAGAAUCGCCCGCCUGCAAUGCUAUUGAAGAAAGCCAAGCAUGGAUGAGUGUCAUAAAGAAGUAUCUCCGGACAAGCGCUCUGCCCGAGAAAUCCAAGCAUGCGCAUAAGAUCCAUGUGCAGGCUGGCCGUUUCACCCUGAUUGGGGAGUGUCUUUACAAGCGAUCUUCUACAAGCCCCUACCUCAUAUGCUUCGACCACUCGGAAGUCUAG
Vitis vinifera (wine grape) is the source of this 1143-nucleotide messenger RNA. RefSeq lists its product as uncharacterized. Bases 1 to 1143 code for a protein of 380 amino acids. The record is from RefSeq and is a predicted model, not a curated record. Gene Ontology annotation, molecular function: nucleic acid binding; RNA-DNA hybrid ribonuclease activity. Lineage: Eukaryota; Viridiplantae; Streptophyta; Magnoliopsida; Vitales; Vitaceae. The transcript has 2 exons.